Molecule: messenger RNA, 182 nt
Organism: Funneliformis caledonium
Lineage: Eukaryota; Fungi; Glomeromycota; Glomeromycetes; Glomerales; Glomeraceae
Source: the annotation of a GenBank genome assembly
AGGCGAAUUUGAAGCAUUUCGGGUAUCAGAUUAUUCUGAUAAAGAAGAAGAUAAUAGCAAUAAUGAAGAGGAAGAAAAUAGUAAGGAAAUGAUAACAUUAGACUGGGAUGCAUGUAUUAAUCGUUGGAUUGAAAUGGUUAAUGAUGAAUUAUAUGAGGACAAAAUUAAUAUUGAAAAUCGAA